AUGGCGAAAUUGCGCCGCAGUCCGAACAGCAGGCAGAAUGAAACUACUGGAACACGAGAUCCUGAACAGCCUUUACUUUCCGAACAAAACGAACGAAGCACAGGUGAGGAUGUCAAUACCGCGACGACGGGAUCUAUGCUACAGGUCGUGGACCUCGUCCGCGACGCUACCGAGCACUCCAUGGACAAAGCUCUUCGUGCCUGGGUGGCCGUCUACCUCGAGCAGCCCGUAGCUUCGAAACCAGCUUUCGCAUCAGAUUUCCUCGCCUCGUAUCCUACUGAUCACAAAGCUCUCACCAAGGCUAUCGAAUACGGCCCUCGAUGCGGGACACUUGUCCGCUGGUUCGGUAGGAGCAGUUGGAAGAUGCAGGCGCUGGAGGUGUUCGCUAUCUUUGGGACGCGGUACGAGAAGCGUCUCAAGCAAGCCAAGAUGAUUGCUGGCAUGUGCGAGAGAGAGAGGGGAGUACAGUUGGUACUGGAGAUGGAGAAGAAGAGCGUCGGGAGCUACAAGGCGGUGGUCUCGAUACUUGAGAAGGAGGGUUGCCACAGAGCAGAACAGAGGGAAAAGAGGAAUGGCGUGCGGAAGGGUCAGAAAAGGGAGUCGGCUACAGAACGGAGGGUGGAAGAGCAGAGCGAGCAAGACAUUGGAAAGCGGAGUGAUGUAGACGUUAGCGGGCACAGUGAUGGAGACGACAGCGAUGAAGACGAUGGAGGACAUAUUGAUGGAGACGACGGAGUGCACGUUGAUGGAGCCGUGGGAGGGCACAGCGAUGAAGACGUUCAAGAGCAGGACGAGGACAGCCCCGAGCGUGGGCGUGGACGUCCAGAAGACUUGGACGAUCUAAGUAGCGUUGGAGGCGACGGAGGUGACGGAGGUUUGGAAACUUCAGAUGAUGGGAUUGAUGGGAACGACUACUACGGCGAAUAUGCGCAGGGUUUCGGUUUCGUCGGUGGCAGUAGUGAAACGCAAAGCGCGAUUUUCAAGCUGUCACCUUUGGUCUUCCCGCCGGCCGACGAGAAAGCUCAUCAUCAUGACCAACAACACCUUGCGCAACACCACUCGCGAGCUUCAAGUCUGCCUCAUCUACCUCGACCAUCUCUUUCGUCUCUCCCAUCGUUGCCUCCAUCAAGGCUGCACGUCACAUCAAGGCUGCACGUCACAUACAUUCACGCGCAGACACAAACAACACCAGACUCGUCUCCCACCACGACCUCGCCUCACAUUACCACCGGCCCUACUAUCACCAGGACGAUGUCUCCCACCUCCACCAUCUCCGGCCCGCCCGCUCGGCCAGGCCUCCCUUUGGCAGCCCCAGCAGCUAAGCGUCAGCGCACCGGCGCUUCACCUAAAGACGAUGAAGUCCUUGUCGCUCUUGCUGGACUCCUCCAAAGCACCGGAAUGGAAGAGGCGUAUGCCAAGAUCGCAGAGCUGGACGGUGGUGGCACACAACAUCUGGCCCGGAAUUGGGCCUUGAAAGGCGUCAUCGAAAAAAUACAAGCUGGUGAAUCGCCUUCCACACCAUCGUGUACACACACGCCCGACGGCUUGAUACGGCAGCUGGAGACCGAGAUUGCACGCGAUAGCGAGGUUGACGGGAAAGACCGGGAGGCAAGCGUUCCACAAAUAGCCAACGGUGCGGUGCGCAGAAUGAAAUGUCGAGUCGCCAAGCUCGAGGCGGCGCACCAAGCGCUUCAAGUCGUCCACAAAGUACAGUUCGAGAUCCAGCAAAUCCUGAAACCAGAUGUUAUUUCAAUGGACCGCGAGGAGACGAGAUUGGAGCAGCAUUGUCGGAACUUAAGGCAAGGACUAACAGAUCACGUCGGACAAGAAGACGGCGAGGUCGCUGCGACGGUCGCUGCGACGCUUAGAGGCGCGCUGAAAGAGGGAGAAGACAAACUCGCGGCGACUCGUCAAACACGGGAGAGAAAUCGUCAGCUGUGGGAAUUCGUUCGCGGUCAGCGUGAUGAGUACGAAGACGCUGCUCGCCGCUGCGAAGCAACACUAAGCGUGGAGACGAAGCUACUGAGAAAAUUCGAAGCAGUGCACGAAGAGUGA
Zymoseptoria tritici IPO323 is the source of this 2055-nucleotide messenger RNA. RefSeq lists its product as uncharacterized. Bases 1 to 2055 code for a protein of 684 amino acids. The transcript has a single exon. NCBI's taxonomy places the organism in Eukaryota, Fungi, Ascomycota, Dothideomycetes, Mycosphaerellales, Mycosphaerellaceae. The record is from RefSeq and is a predicted model, not a curated record.